This is a messenger RNA of Monosiga brevicollis MX1, 528 nucleotides long. RefSeq lists its product as uncharacterized. The transcript is spliced from 4 exons. The record is from RefSeq and is a predicted model, not a curated record. NCBI's taxonomy places the organism in Eukaryota, Choanoflagellata, Craspedida, Salpingoecidae. Bases 1 to 528 code for a protein of 175 amino acids.
AUGGCGGGCUGCGAGGCAGGGGUGGUGGCAAGCACAGAUGAGCGCGUCUGCGGUCAAGUUGUGCUGGCAUUUGCGUCCAGUCGCGCCUGGUUCCAGGGCCGGUUCUCGACCGAGCCACAUCGUAGUCUUUUUGCCACGCGCGAGGAGCUCGAAGACUGGGAUGCCGAAGGGUUUCACAAAUGCUGCUACGGUCACAACCCGCUGGAGCUGCCCACUUUUUUUCGCCUUACACUCAUCGAACAACUGCCGGGAACGCAACCUGCCGACUGGGUGAGUCGUGGCGUGGUCGCCAUGACUAACGGCGAUAACGCUAUCCUUCAGGGGCAGGGCUUCGACUUUACCACAGAUGAGUUUCUGGUCGAUGAUGAAGCGCGCGCACUUGUGGCGGCGGCAUUUCCAAACAUGGCCACCCAAACAGAGCCCCUGGUCUGCAUCGGCCACCUAGAGCUUCACAAGAAGCAUUUUGAGCCACCAGCCACCGCCCCACCAGCAAAGCCCGGGGUCGCGGCGGCACUUUGGGACGAAUAG